AUGGCUCUCAAACUUGAUGAUGGCGACUGGUGUAUCAAUGCUGAUACUCUCAAGGAGGCCACCAUCAACUAUUUCAAGGAUAUUUUCUCCCUUGAUGCCGCACCUAUUGACUCAUUUACUGCCCCUAAUCGUUUCCCUCAUAUUUUGGGAUUUGUACUUGCUACUCUAGAUGAUAUCCAUUUCGAUGAGAAAAUCCACAAUCUACCCACUUGGAUUAAUCUGGGUAAUAAUGCAUUGUAUCUCCUCUUCCUCCAUGGUGGUUCAAUGACAUGGAUAUUUAGUCGCUGCAUUGACCACACUGUGAAGCUUGGAGCAUAUACUCCUUUACGUGUGUCUCGUCAGGGCACAAGCAUCUCCCAUCUCUUCUUCACGGAUGGCCUCAUUCUUUAUGGACAAGCAUCCCAACAAACGAAAAACAUAUUUUUUCUCACCAAAAACCUCAAGAAAACGACAACAGCAACCCUUCAUUUCACUCCAUCUCUAUCUCCUCCAUUAAUUCUCAUCAAACCAAAACACCCCACCAAAAUUCUGAAGCUCAACCCCAGAAACCACCGUGGGUCACUUCGAAAAUCCUCGGCACUGAUAGCAAGCUCCUACAAAGUGGUAUUGGAGCACGAAGGCAAGUCUACGGAGCUAGAGGUUGAAGACGAUGAGAGUAUUCUAUCAAAGGCGUUGGAGGGCUUGGACGUGCCGCAUGACUGUAAUCUGGGGGUUUGCGUGACUUGUCCGGCUAAGCUGGUGAGCGGCACCGUUGAUCAGAGCGAAGGUAUGCUUAGUGAUGAUGUUGUGGACAGUGGGUUUGCUUUGCUUUGUGUAUCGUAUCCUACUUCGGAUUGCCGUAUUAAGACUAUCGAUGAGGAACAACUGCUUGCUUUGCAGUUGAAAACAGCUAAUGAUUGAAACUCUUGUUCUUUUCUUUUCUGUUGUUGUGUGUUGGAUGAU
Hibiscus syriacus is the source of this 942-nucleotide messenger RNA. RefSeq lists its product as uncharacterized. Gene Ontology annotation, molecular function: 2 iron, 2 sulfur cluster binding; electron transfer activity. Gene Ontology annotation, biological process: electron transport chain. The transcript has 5 exons. NCBI's taxonomy places the organism in Eukaryota, Viridiplantae, Streptophyta, Magnoliopsida, Malvales, Malvaceae. The coding region runs from base 1 to 900 and encodes 299 amino acids. The record is from RefSeq and is a predicted model, not a curated record.